AUUUGAAUGAACCUCAUAUGAUCCGUUUACUAUCAAAAAACACAGUACAUAUUGAUCUUGUUGAACCCGUCGUCUACCUGAGAGGAUCGCAUCAAGAUGAUACCCAUACUACAGUCAAAGGGGCUGUUAUCCUCGACUUACAGGAUUCCACCUUGAUCAAGAAUAUCACAGUUCGGUUGCUGGGACAAUCUAACACUGCAUGGGAAGAAGGUGGCCCAACAGGUGUGGGAGGUCAGCAGAGACGAUUUCAGAGCUCCAAAACAUUUAUCGAUUCGAUCAUACCCAUUUAUCCAACUGUACAAUCAGAGGCCGAGCGACUGAUGGUCUUAUCACCUGGCCAAUAUCGAUACCCAUUUGAGUUAUGCCUCCCAAACUCAUUACCAGAAUCUGUAAAUUUUGAAGAAGCCAAGGUGAACUAUAAGCUGAUUGCUACACUCGAAAAAGAGAAACGACAAGGCAACAGCUUGCUUCCUGGAUUUUUGCAAGCCAAAGUUGAUACGGCGGAGCAGGAGAUUAAUCUGGUUCGACUAGCUUCAGAUGCGGUUUUCACCAGCGACGGUUUGAGAGAAUCAAUCACAGCCCACCAUCAACUACCCGACUUGUGUGACUACCACAUUACCGUAGAAAAGAGCGCCGUUUCCCCCGGUGGCAUAUUACCUGUUUCCGUCCGUGUGAUACCACACCUUAAAGGCAUGCGGAUUGAGUAUGUCCAUGUCCGACUUCAGGAACGUCGUGACUUAAAAAUUCCUGAAAAACAAGUGCAGCACACCUUGGAAAAACAGCAUUACUUACGACGACAAGAUCAAGCCAAGAUGAAAGUGAAUGCUGAUAUCGAUGAUGUGGGCAGCUCUUGGGAGGACCGCAUUGUGUUUGUUGUACCAGAGGCUGACAGUUGCCCUAAUUUGCACCAUUCUACCAUGGCCCAUCCGGAAAUAUCAGUACAACACUGGUUGCAAGUUACCGUUUUGGUGGCCUACCCCGGUGAAAGCAACAAGCCGACACAACGAGCGCUAGUACUGGAUACUAAAAUCACAGUUCUCAAUGAAUGUGUUGCUGGUCACGCAGAUGAGGAUUGUGUUGCUUUACCCCAGUACCGAGAAACCUCGCGUGACGAUCAUCCCCGCAAAAACCAUAAUCUGCAUCAUUAUUCUCAUGGUGGAUAUUGUGCUUAUGAACUCGUCGAACCUAAUCCGCAACAGUCUGUCCGAGAUGUUUUUGGCCUUCCUCUUCCUCCUCCGGCCUACGACGAACAAAUCGAUGUUCGAGGAGUCCCUAUUUAGAACAAUUGCCACUUUAGAUUGUAAAUAUUUUAUUGGAAUUUAUGUUUUAUCUGAUAAAUAUCCGUGUAGCAUAAAAAAGGUUAACUGUGUGAAAAACAAUGGGAGUCUGCCUUCCCAA
Molecule: messenger RNA, 1398 nt
Organism: Umbelopsis ramanniana AG
Lineage: Eukaryota; Fungi; Mucoromycota; Umbelopsidomycetes; Umbelopsidales; Umbelopsidaceae
Exons: 1
Coding region: 18-1280 (420 amino acids)
Biological process (GO): ubiquitin-dependent endocytosis
Cellular component (GO): cytoplasm; cytosol; plasma membrane
Molecular function (GO): protein-macromolecule adaptor activity; ubiquitin protein ligase binding
Source: RefSeq, a predicted model, not a curated record